UCUCGUGAAACAAUCAAAUCCACUGGGAUGUGAGUAAAUAUUGAUCUAAUCAGUUUGAAUAUCCCUUUGAUCCACCACAAUGGUAGCUAGACACUCAUCCAGAAAUCCAAGUCGAGGGAAGAAGCAGAAAGAAAAGAAAGUGAAGCCGACACCUGUUCCUAAGCCUGAAAGUAGCAGCGACGAGGAAUCAUUCGGAGAUGAAAUGGAGCACCGCAAGGACAGCAAAGGGAGCGAUUCGGAUCGUAAUUCUGUGAGCGGGGAUGAUAGAAAUGAAGAAGAAAACGUCUUAGUCGGGGAAGAUGAAAUGGCGUCCAAUCCGUUUUUCACCGAUGAGAAUGCCAAUUGGCUCAAACCAAAAGGUGGAAAGAAUAAGUUGCUAUCGUCCGACGAAGAAGAGUCAGAGAACGAAGGCGAUGAUGACGAUGACCUUUUGGAAGUUGAAAAGGAAGCUCAGCUUGUAGACGAAGAAAUGGAGGCGGAGCGUUUAGAGGCAGACGAGGAAAUGCGUCGGACAGUUCGCCUCCACACGUCAGUGUACCAUUUGCCAACGACGGAGGAGCUACAACGAGAUGUAGACCGAGUGGUCCCUCCAUCUGAGAUUCGCUCACACAUUGAAUCAAUAUUGGAAGUCUUGGCUGAUUUCAAAACCCGCCGGGAGCCUGGCCGUGCCCGUAAGGAAUACAUCGAUCAAUUGGGUUUAUUUUUAGCUGAAAUACAGGGGUAUCUUCCUGAGUUGAUCGAAUAUUUCCUGACCAUGUUUGGACCUGCUGAAACAGUGGAGUUUGUCAACGCAUCGGACAAAACAAGACCACUGGUUAUCCGGGCCAAUACGCUCAAGACGAGAAGAAAGGAUCUUGCGGCGGCUUUGAUGAAGCGCGGGGUAACAUUGGACCCUCUCGCAAAUUGGUCCAAGGUUGGACUAAAGAUUAUGGAAAGUCCAGUCCCUAUUGGCGCGACACCCGAAUACUUAAGUGGGAUGUACAUGCUACAAAGUGCGGCAUCCAUGUGUCCAGUGCUUGCGUUAGCUCCGGAACCCAAGGAGCGGGUUCUAGACAUGUCGGCAGCCCCCGGCGGCAAGACAUCAUACAUCGCUCAGCUCAUGCGCAAUACGGGCACGAUUGUGGCCAACGACCUUAAACCGGAACGUCAAAAAGCGACAGUUGCCAACAUGCAUCGUCUCGGUGUUAAGAACGUGAUUGCAUGUGCCCAUGAUGGUCGUAAAAUGGGCGUAAUGUUUAAGAAUCGCUUUGAUCGGAUAUUGUUGGAUGCGCCAUGUUCUGGACUGGGCGUGAUUAGUCGCGAUCCUAGUGUCAAGGUCCAGCGCACGAUUGCGGAUGUCAACCAGUGUGCGCAUUUGCAGAAAGAAUUGCUUUUGGCAGCAAUUGACGCACUCAAGAGCAAAGGCACGUCCGGGGGCUUCAUGGUAUACUCCACUUGCAGUGUCGCAGUAGCCGAGAAUGAAGAAGUGGUGAAUUAUGCGUUAUCCAAGCGAGACAUCAAAAUUGUGGACACGGGUCUUGAUUUUGGUAAACCUGGCUUUACCCGGUACAUGCAGAAACGAUUUCACUCGUCCGUGGCCUUGACACGUCGAUUCUACCCGCACGUACACAACAUGGACGGCUUUUUCGUCUGCAAGAUCCAAAAAUUGAGCGACAGCAGACCU
Phaeodactylum tricornutum CCAP 1055/1 is the source of this 1663-nucleotide messenger RNA. RefSeq lists its product with no specific name. The transcript has a single exon. The annotation marks the transcript as partial. Gene Ontology annotation, molecular function: RNA binding; rRNA (cytosine-C5-)-methyltransferase activity. The record is from RefSeq and is a predicted model, not a curated record. Gene Ontology annotation, cellular component: nucleolus. NCBI's taxonomy places the organism in Eukaryota, Bacillariophyta, Bacillariophyceae, Surirellales, Neidiaceae. Gene Ontology annotation, biological process: rRNA base methylation; maturation of LSU-rRNA.